Drosophila miranda is the source of this 1238-nucleotide messenger RNA. RefSeq names its product B-cell receptor-associated protein 31. The transcript is spliced from 3 exons. Gene Ontology annotation, biological process: endoplasmic reticulum to Golgi vesicle-mediated transport; intracellular protein transport. Gene Ontology annotation, cellular component: endoplasmic reticulum; endoplasmic reticulum membrane. The coding region runs from base 187 to 882 and encodes 231 amino acids. Lineage: Eukaryota; Metazoa; Arthropoda; Insecta; Diptera; Drosophilidae. The record is from RefSeq and is a predicted model, not a curated record.
CAUUUUUAUACACAAAAAGCAGAGUUGACGUGGCCGCUGAAGUGACAGCAUUAAAAAUACAUAUUUCAUCACUGCGAUAUAUUUUAUUUGUUGCUAUUUAAAACGUACUCGAAAAAUCGAAAUCAUCGAAACCGACCAGUUCUAAAGUUUAACUUUGUCGUGUCCAGAAAUUUGCAUUAAGAAAAAAUGAGUUUGGUCUGGACUUUGAUCGCCGGCUUUCUCUAUGCAGAGAUUGCAUUGGUCUUGCUACUGGUGCUGCCCGUGGCCAGCCCCUACAGAUGGAAUCGCUUCUUCAAGUCCAAAUUCCUGGCCUUGCUUGCACAGCAGGCGCACAUCUACUUCUUCUUAAUUAUGGGUGUGUUGGUCUUGUUCUUGCUGGAGGCCAUUCGUGAGAUGCGCAAGUACUCGAAUUAUGAGCAGUCCGGCGAGGUGCACCUGAACGUGGAGAUGCAGCACAGCAUGCGCCUAUUCCGUGCCCAGCGCAACUUUUACAUCUCUGGCUUUGCGAUUUUCCUGGUUCUGGUCAUUCGCCGCUUGGUUACACUGGUGUCAGCCCAGGCCAAUCUGUUGGCCCAGAGCGAGGCCUCGAUGAAGCAGGCCCAGAGCGCCACGGCUGCGGCUCGUUCCCUGAUGGAGGAUAAGAAGACCGAGAAGGCUAAGGAGGCUGGUGAGGACACCACACUGAAUGAGCUCAACAAGCUGCGCGAGCGCGUCCAGGAGCUGACUUCCGAAUUGAACCGCGAGAAGAAGGACAAGGAGGCUGUCAAGUCGCAGGCCGAGAGCAUCAACCGUGAAUACGACCGCCUUACCGAAGAGUACAGCAAGCUGGAGAAGCGCAUCACCAUCGGUGGUGGAACCACCACUGGCAGCAAGGAUGAUUGAGCACUCGGCAAGGCGGGGGCACCCGAGCCCAAUACUUUAAUACCGAUAAGACUUAUAAACGGCGGUGGGGCACAGCGACAGCAAAAACACACAUUUAACAAAAGAUUAUUACCGAUUAGAAAUCGAAAAGGCACACACAUUUUAAUGUUAAUUCUCAUAUAUAUAUAUAAACCACACCGCACCCAUUGAUAAAGGUUUAUUGAUGCGUGUUGAGAAUUCUUUAUGUUCUGUAUGCCUGAAAUUUUUUGCUUUCUACUCGAUGCAUUAACUUGUAUAUCUUAAGUUUUGUUUUGCCACAGGAAAUCACACUAAUCACAUGAACCGUGGCUAAUAAAAGAACAACCAUAAAACGUGUA